AUUAUUCUAUAUCAACUAGAGGUCAAUACUCCGACGGAUUGAUCUAUGGCCAGCCCUUCGAAAACUCGCCACGGUUGACUUGAAUCACCCAUUCGAUAAUUCGACAAGGAGAGCUAUAAUUCGGUGAAGACAGGAAAACUCGAAAUGUUAUAGUCAUUGGCACAUUUGCUACUAUCCAGCAAUAUUGUUUUCUCCGACUAUUUUAUCUAUCGAACGAACGAAUGCACUUUACAAAAUCACCAAGACGCUCUGUUCUGACUCGCGAAAACUUUCCUGCUCCCUUGAGAGGCCGUAGCGCAGCCUGUGUGAAGAAAAUGACUGGGGAGAUAACUGGAGAGCCCGUAAUGACCUGCCUGCCAGCAACAAUGGUACCAUCAUCACGAGGAAGGACUGGGGAGAUGACAGGGGAGCCUGUAACAACCUGUCUACCCUCAAUAAUACUUGCUUCGUCGCCCGUCGGAGGGGUCGGAAGGACUGGGGAGAUCGUGACCUGCCUGCCUGUAAGGGCGGGAAUGGCUGGAAUGGCGGGUGGGGCGGGUGGGGCAGGAGGUGCUGGCAGUGCUGGAAGAGCGGGAGGUGCUACAGGUGCGGCAGGUGCCGGAAGAGCGGGAGGUGCGGCAGGCGCUGGCAGUGCUGGAAGGGCAGGAGGCGCUACAGGUGCGGCAGGUGCUGCAGGUGCUGGAAGGGCGGGAGGUGCUGCAGGUGCUGCAGGUGCUGGCGGUGCUGGAAGAGCGGGAGGCGCUACAGGUGCGGCGGGUGCCGGAAGAGCAGGAGACGCUACUGGUGCUGGCGGUGCUGGCAGAGCAGGAGGUGCUGGUGGUGCUGGCGGUGCUGGAAGGGCGGGAGGAGCAGGAAGAGCCUGCCUGCCUGUAAUAACAGCACCAUCAUAUGAUUCUUCACGGCGAAGGACUGGGGAGAGGACCGGGGAGAUCGUGACAACCUGUCUGCCUGUAACAACAGUACGUUUGUUGGAUUCUUCUUCAACAUGGGGAAGAGGAUACGGGGCAGGGUCAGGGCAGGAGAGUUGUCUGCUGGUAAUAUCGUCACGGGGAAGGACGACAGGGAUCACACCAGCUCCAGCAAGGAGAGGUAGAGCCAGAAGAGCUGAUACAGAGAUACGAGCGAACAUGGUGAAUGAAAUCGAAUAAGCUCUACAGUUGUGAGGACUUGAGAAUACCUGCUGGUUUAAUCCCUCUCUUAUAGCUUUCCGAGUCGUCCUCUCUGGGCGACGGAGGUCAUCAGUUGUGGAGUAGAAACGAAAAUACAACUGUGUAUGAGUGCCAAGGUCGAGUAGGGGGGAACGAAUGACGCGUCUGACGCGGUCAAGAAUCAUCAAGGAUCGUUCAAUGGUUAUGUUUCUGUGAUAUGGGGAACCGAGGAGGGGAGUAUCAGUCGAAAAUAGUCCUUGGUCACGGUGACAGCCCUCUCUGACCUUCAUUUCCGGUGUAUAGGCUUGUCCGUGCAAACAUAGUCAUGAGGUUAUGUUUUACGGAGAUCCAGUAUCUCGGGACCGUGAGUGAUGAGUGAUGUUCCCCGCCGCCAUCCCGCCAAUGCCAGUGUUGCUCACUAGUUGGCGGUAUUGUUCGGAAAAGACCAAUUCCGUGCGUUGUAG
Messenger RNA from Desarmillaria tabescens, 1612 nucleotides. RefSeq lists its product as uncharacterized. The record is from RefSeq and is a predicted model, not a curated record. Bases 222 to 1148 code for a protein of 308 amino acids. Lineage: Eukaryota; Fungi; Basidiomycota; Agaricomycetes; Agaricales; Physalacriaceae. The transcript has 2 exons.